AUGGAGGUGGAAGAAUCCACAUCCGGGCUGGAGGUAUCCACUACGCUCAACUCUGGUAACGUAGAAGACGGAGUCGUCGGAUUACCCAACAAGACUUUACGCCGUGAAGAAGAGCGUGAUCGCGAGAGUGUAGCCACUGUUCGAGGCCCAGCAUACGAUGAAUCGUCAUCAUCCGAGCUAGAUAAAGCAGGCGUCGGAUUGCGCGCUCUGCCUUUGCCUUUUCGAACACCAGGUCCGGGAAGAGCAGGAGUCUUGGCGUAA
Molecule: messenger RNA, 261 nt
Organism: Peronospora matthiolae
Lineage: Eukaryota; Oomycota; Peronosporomycetes; Peronosporales; Peronosporaceae
Source: the annotation of a GenBank genome assembly